UUUUAUUUGUAUUCAAGAGAUAAAAAAUUUGAGAAGCAACAAUCAGGAGGCGACGCAAUGACGGCAUUGCAGAUUGUGGAGAUGCAAGUAAAUAUGGAUUGUGGUGGCUGCGAACGAAAAAUUCGCAAGGCUCUCUCUCAACUCCAAGGUGUAGACAAUGUGGAGAUCGACAUGGCAAUGCAGAAAGUUACAGUGACUGGUUAUGUCGAUCGUAAAAAGGUAAUCAAGGCUGUGAGAGGAUGUGGGAAAAAGGCAGAGGUGUGGCCUUAUCCUUAUGAUGCCGAGUAUACUUCUUAUACUGAUCGUUAUUAUGAAAGAAAAACGUUUGAUUCCACUUACAAUUACCGUAAGCAUGGAUACAAUGGUAGAAGCCAUGGGUAUUAUCAAAAUCCUCCCUACUCUACAGUUGUAGACGAUAAAUUGACAGAUUUAUUCAGCGAUGAAAACCCCCAUGCGUGCAGAAUAAUAUAAUGUCAUUCAGUUAUUGUACAUAGAAUUUCCCAGUUCGGGGAAACCGCGUUUUCAUUUGAAGAGUUUUUUUUGUCUUAGUCGCGAAGGAACUCAGGAAAUACAUCAUUGAAUGAAGACAUAAGAAAG
This is a messenger RNA of Cryptomeria japonica (Japanese cedar), 597 nucleotides long. Its product is annotated as heavy metal-associated isoprenylated plant protein 29-like. The transcript is spliced from 3 exons. The record is from RefSeq and is a predicted model, not a curated record. NCBI's taxonomy places the organism in Eukaryota, Viridiplantae, Streptophyta, Pinopsida, Cupressales, Cupressaceae. The coding region runs from base 58 to 471 and encodes 137 amino acids. Gene Ontology annotation, molecular function: metal ion binding.